Trichobilharzia regenti is the source of this 2147-nucleotide messenger RNA. The record is from the annotation of a GenBank genome assembly. Lineage: Eukaryota; Metazoa; Platyhelminthes; Trematoda; Strigeidida; Schistosomatidae.
UAUGAACGGAGUUUAUCCUUCUAAAUGGAAGCAGACAUAUAUUGUCCCUAGAUUUAAAUCCGGCUCAAAAUGUGAUGUAAAAAAUUACAGGCCAAUCAAUAUAACGUCUGUCUUGUCUAGGAUACUUGAGAAGAUAAUCAGUACCAAAAUCACUGACUUCUUAUUGACUGAAAACCUCAUAACACCUUCUCAACAUGGUUUUAUAAAGUCCAGAUCAUGUAUGACUUGCCACCUGGAACUAUUCGAUUUUAUAACUGGACUUAUUGAUCAAAAAUUCCUUGUGCUCAUUGUGUAUAUCGAUCUUAAGAAGGCAUUCGACAAAGUAUGUCAUGAUUUACUCCUGAAAAAACUUAAGGCUUAUGGUAUAUCUGGCAAUCUAUUAGACUGGUGUAAUUCGUUUAUGCGUGGUCGGUCCCAGUCUGUUAAGAUUAAUGACACUUUUUCCAGUACCACUCCUAUAUCAAGUGGCGUAAUUCAAGGUAGUGUACUAGGACCUCUCUUCUUUCUUAUAUACCUAAAUGACGUCUGUAAUGUUAUAAAGCAUGGCAGACCCUUCUUAUAUGCCGAUGACUUGAAAGUAGUCUACUACAGUACCACCCAAGAACUGACAAACCUAUCUUAUAAAAUCCAAUCGGAUAUUGAUAAUAUUGAAACUUGGUGUAAGUCGUGGAUGAUGCAGAUCAACGUGCAGAAGUGUGGUCUGUUAUGCUCAACUCGUUUACGUAUCGCACCACGCAUAACUAUAUACGACAAGCCUAUCACUAUCUUCCCUUCUGUACUUGACCUCGGGCUCUGUUACUCUGCCGAUUUUAAAUUCUCUCUCUAUGUCACCAACCAAGUCUCUAAAGCCAGGAGAUUACUUGGAUUUAUAUUUCACAACUUUCAGACCAAAGAAUCUAAAAUGUUACUUUAUAGAACACACAUACGGCCCCUCCUUGAGUACUGUCCAUUUAUCCUAGACAGCACCUCUGUUAAGGACAAACUAAGGAUUGAAAGUGUUCAAAGGAGAUUUACAAGUAGAAUCUUAGGAACAAAUCUGAAAGUCCCCUACAACAGUCGUUGCGCGACUCUUAAGAUCGAACCCCUUUGGUUCAGGCGUCACCGACUUAACCUCAUUCUCCUAUUCAAAAUUCUCAAAGGAAUAGUAUACUUCCCCAAUAAUAACCUUAACUUUUCUUCUUCGACGUAUGAACUACGCAGCAACGGGUCUUCUCUAAGUCAUAUUCUUUGUCGAACGAAUUCUCGUUCCAACUUCUUUACAGUCAAAUAUAGGCAAAUAUGGAACUUCUUACCAAAUGAAAUCAAAAACAGCACCACAGUACAACGAUUCACCCAUCUACUACAUAAAUAUUUCUCCGAAAAUAGUCUUGACACGGUUUGCCACAUGCUGAAAAUUCGUGAUAUUGUUUCUUCCCACUCCGACUUAUGUACCUAAACAGCUUUGUUCACUCAAAGCAUUAACAGAUACGGUCAGUAUUAUCAGACAUAUUUAAAAUAUUCUACGUUGAGCUAAUUUCUGUUCUCAGUUCCUUUUUUUUAGUUGAUCAAAUUAUUUUUUAAGCAGACAUCAGGAAAUAUCCGCAAUCCUUUCAAGCAAACCUGGAGUGAAAUACACAGCCUGUCAUACUCGCCACGAAAGUUGCACUGAACCUAAAUGAACUACCCUGACACAUAUUCAGUCAUUCAAAUGCAUUUAAUCCCAGCUGCUGCCUGCCAAAUUAAUCUAGUAUUACGUAUUAUAUUAUAUAUUAUUAUAUUUACAUCUAUGUCUACGGAAAUCCCAGCCCUAAACUGGAUCGUUUAAAAAAAAAUCAGCUUAAAUACACUUUGAUUCAAUUAUUUGUUUUGCAAGCAUCAUCACAAAACAUCCGCAAUCUUUUCAAGCAAACCUGGAGUGAAAUACACAGCCUGUCAUACUCGCCACGAAAGUUGCACUGAACCUAAAUGAACUACCCUGACACAUAUUCAGUCAUUCAAAUGCAUUUAAUCUCAGCAGCUGACUGCCACUUUAUUCAAAAAUUAUAUUAUAUAAAAUUACAUUACGAUAUGCGUUUACAGAAAUCGAAGCUCUACACAGGAUCGUCUAAAAAUUCAGCUUAACUACACUGUGAGUCUCAAGUAUUAACGGAUUUUAUUUUACUGUUAUG